AUGAGCAGCCCCGAUGCGGGGUACGCCAGUGACGACCAGAGCCAGAAGCGCAGCCGGAGCGCCCAGCCCCUGGUGAUGGCCGGCCUGGGCCCCUGUCCCUGGGCAGAGUCGCUCAGCCCGCUGCAGGACGCCAAGGCCAAGGGCGACGCGGGGGCCAGCGGGGGACCCCCGGCCGGGGCCGCGGGCCGGGCCAAGGGCGAGUCCCGCAUCCGCAGGCCCAUGAACGCCUUCAUGGUUUGGGCCAAGGACGAGCGCAAGCGCCUGGCCCAGCAGAACCCCGAUUUGCACAACGCCGAGCUGAGCAAGAUGCUGGGCAAGUCCUGGAAGGCGCUGACCCUGGCGGAGAAGCGUCCGUUCGUGGAGGAGGCCGAGCGGCUGCGGGUGCAGCACAUGCAGGACCACCCCAACUACAAGUACCGACCCCGGCGCCGCAAGCAGGUGAAGCGGCUCAAGCGCGCGGAGGGCGGCUACCACCACCUGCACGCGCUCCAGGAGGCCCCCGGCGCCAGCGCGCCCCUGGACGCCCUGGGGCUGCCCUACCCGGAGCCCGGCUACCCCGCGGGGCCCCCGCCGCCCAUGCUCGCCCCGCACCUGGGCGCGCACUACCGCGACUGCCAGGGCCUCGACGGCUACCCGCUGCCCACGCCCGACACGUCGCCCCUGGACGGAGUGGACCCCGACCCGGCCUUCUUCGGGGCGCCUCUCCCCGGGGACUACAGCUACGCGCCCGCCUUGGACUACGCGGGACCCCCGGAGGCGCCUGGCGGGGGCGGCGCCUUGCACACCCGCCUGGGAACCGAGCCCGGGGGACCCGGGGGGCCCGGGAUGCCGGGCCUGCUGGCCCCUCCCAGCGCCCUGCACAUGUACUACGGGGCCCUGGGGUCCCCCUCGGGGCCCGGCAGUGCCCGCGGCUUCCCUCCUCUGCAGCCGCAGCCCCAGCCACCGCCUCCGGGCCCCGGGCAGCCUUCGCCACCGCCGGACAGUGCCGACCCCAGCCAGCCCCCCGAGCUGCACGGGCUCGGGGAAGUGGACCGCACCGAGUUCGAACAGUACCUGCACUUCGUCUGCAAGCCGGAUCUCGUGGGCUUGCCCUACCAGCCCCACGAAGCCAACGCGGGGCUCCCCGACAGCCAGGGCGCACUGUCCUCCGUGGUGUCCGACGCCAGCUCAGCCGUCUAUUACUGCAACUAUCCCGAUGUUUGACGGGGUGCCC
Suncus etruscus (white-toothed pygmy shrew) is the source of this 1213-nucleotide messenger RNA. It is a transcript of the gene SOX17, whose product is annotated as SRY-box transcription factor 17. Gene Ontology annotation, molecular function: DNA-binding transcription activator activity, RNA polymerase II-specific; RNA polymerase II cis-regulatory region sequence-specific DNA binding. Gene Ontology annotation, biological process: angiogenesis; heart development; vasculogenesis. The transcript has 2 exons. The record is from RefSeq and is a predicted model, not a curated record. The coding region runs from base 1 to 1203 and encodes 400 amino acids. NCBI's taxonomy places the organism in Eukaryota, Metazoa, Chordata, Mammalia, Eulipotyphla, Soricidae.